Molecule: messenger RNA, 1223 nt
Organism: Sphaeroforma arctica JP610
Lineage: Eukaryota; Ichthyosporea; Ichthyophonida
Exons: 1
Coding region: 77-1141 (354 amino acids)
Source: RefSeq, a predicted model, not a curated record
AUUACCUGCGUUGAAGCACAGCCUGAUCACAUGAUCAAUCGUUUCUGAACGAUUGGAAUAUCAGCUAAGAUUUAUUAUGCAUAUCUCAGCCACAUUGCAGUACUUGCUAGCGGUGUGCCUAGCAUCAUCUAGUACAGUUUACGCGCAGAGCAACGAUACAGCUGUACCUGCCGAUUUGAAUAUAAUAGGCGUAGCAACUCCUGAAGGGGGUGUGGUAACUGGUGCCAAUGUCACUACCACCAAUCAAACGAAAGUGAAUUCGACAGUCGUGGAGACCUUUGACCCGAACGGUAUCGACCCUAAUGCACCGGAAGCUUUGGAGGCUUGUCCCACGUAUGCUGAAUUGAACAUUGAAGGCAAUUGGACGUGCAUGGCCGAAGCACUAGCCCACGACAGCGCCAGUGGUGUUUGGGCCAAGCUUUUGACGAACUACACCCAUGCCCUCAGCAACAAAGACGACUUCAACUUCAUAUCUGCUCGCCAUCCAGCCUCGGCACCAGACGAAAGCAGGCAAGCGGUAUGUGCAUUUAGCAACUUUUUAUCCCACCCAGAGAGACAGCGCGCCGCAUGUGCUAGUGUAGAGAGUGGUGUUACAAUGGAAUUCGAGUUCGGGCGUGGUUGCGAGCCAAAGACAUUUCGCUAUUCGGAAAGGUCCCCUUUCAUUGCUGCUCCUGAAGGUGAAAAUCAAACGCUGUCAUACGCAGCAACUGCUGAAUGUGUGCGACUAGUUACAAAAGCCAUCGUAACGGGGCAGGUCGUAGUUAAUGAAACCGUCAGUGAAGUUGUUGCUGAGGUAGUUAGGCCAAUGAAUGCAACUGGAGCUGCGAAUUCAACUGGAGCUGCCGAUGGUAUCGAUUCCGGAACUGAAGAUGUGCCGGACAGCGACACUGCCAAUAUUACUGACGGUUCGGACACUACUGAUGAUAUGGACACUACUGUUGACGGAAUGGAUACUACCGUGAUUGAGGAGGACAGAGUUGAUGACCCUGCCACUGCACCCUUUCAGAGCUUUGGAGGCUCAGCAACAAUAAUCGAUGUCGAUGGUGCGGACACUGAUGAUGCGGGCACUGAUAGUGAACCCGAGGAAAUUGUCAAUACGCCCAGCACUCCUGGUCUACAAUUCGUCGAUGACGAGUCAUAAGAGCACAGAUAAACACUUCGAUAGUUAACUGAAGACAUUUGACCUUUGAAUUUGAAUAAAGUAUUUCCAAUAGCGUUUCCAG